Messenger RNA from Thamnophis sirtalis, 473 nucleotides. The record is from RefSeq and is a predicted model, not a curated record. Lineage: Eukaryota; Metazoa; Chordata; Lepidosauria; Squamata; Natricidae.
GGGAUUUGCUCCUCUCCAACUCCUUCCCUGAACCGGCUGUAACUGGUCCAGCUGGACCUCCGGGCCCAACCGGUCCUCCAGGACCUGCUGGGAAACCAGGUUCUCCAGGGCGUGACGGGGAGGGUUUACACCAGCUCCGAGAGGCUUUGAAGAUUUUAGCAGAAAGGGUUUUAAUCUUGGAGGCCAUGAUUGGGCUGCAUGAAAGCAGUCUUUAUUUUCAUCCGAGUAGUCUUCUACUUACAUCCAUUUGCUUAAUGACCACUCUGAGUUCCAACAACAUCGCAAAACGUGACUUACAGCUGUUCCUCACGCUUACAACCGUUGCGGCAUUCCCGCAGGUGUGCGAUUGUGAUCCAGGCACUUGGCAACUGGAAUGCAUAUAGGAUUAGUUGCGUUAGCCAAGGCUGAAUAAGAUUACCUUUUAACCAAUUCCGUUGUAUACAUGAUGUACAAUGACAAUAAAGGCUAUGCUA